UUCGAUCCUCAGCCAGUUCAAGGGGCUGCUGUAUACUUCCUCCGCAUGAUCCUGCAUGACUGGCCGACCGACGAUGCUGUCAAGAUCCUCUCCCAGCUUGUCGCGGUGCUGGGAAAAGACUCCCGGAUUAUAGUAAUGGACUCUGUAAUGCCCGACCCUGGAGCUGUGCCGCUGCAGAGGGAAAGGGUACUACGUGCACAGGACCUGACUAUGAUGCAGAGCUUUAAUGCCCAGGAGCGGGCAGCGGAGGAUUGGAAAGAGAUAUUCCAGCAAGUAGAUGAGAGAUUGGAGAUAAAGGCGAUUAACCAGCCGAUAGGAAGUGAUAUGGCAUGUAUGGAGCUGGCCUUGAGAGGUGUUGAUUACGGCGAUUGAAUCUAUUGGCGAGUUGGAGAGUUGGAGCAGUGCGGAGUAACGCACGUGAGGGAUCGCCUCUCUUCCUUCGACUAACUGCGUCACUUGAAAUUGAAUUAUUCCUGUCUAUAGCUUAUAUCAUGGCGGACCCUGCCGAUAGUGCUGACGCUGCCCGUCCGUUCCCUUGUAGUGAGUGCUCAAAGUCGUUUACGCGGAGUGAGAAUCUCAAAAGACACAAGCUUGCCCGACACGGUGGUGCUUCCCGGAAGGCCUUCGAGUGCGCCGGGUGUCAUGCCCGAUUUUCACGGAGCGAUGUAUAUAAAAGACAUCGCCUUCGGUGCGGAGCCCAGGAUCAAAUCGGGCUGGCAAGUCGAGGAGAUUCUAGUCCGUCGGAAAUAGCAGAGACCAUCGCCUGUCUAGCCCCGGAGGCCUUGUUGAACCCAGAGCAUGGCCAACUCGACGAUACUUCACACGUCCAGCCUGCAUCUCCGCAAUCUGUGACCCGCGGGGAUACUGCAUUGUGUAUCAAGGCUUAUAUUGAACAUUUCCAUCCAGCCUUUCCGUUACUCCAUCGGCCGACCUUUUCCAUCUCCUCGUCAUCCGAGCUCUUGGUUAACAUCGUGGCAGUUAUCGGUAGUUUAUACUCAACUCCAUUCCUUUCAAGUGAGCUGGAAACAUGUCAAUGGCGUCGGGAUACUUGGAAGCGAGGGAGCAGGCAGCUUCAUGACAUGGUCGCCGCAGAUGGCAGUGAAGCUCGAAAGGUCUGGCUGUUGCAGGCCGGCAUUCUCCAUAUUAUCUACGGGGCGUACUCGAACGACUCCGCUGAUUUUGACGAAGCAAAACGUUUGUUGCGGAUUAUUGUUGACGCCACACGAGAGCUAGGGCUACUGAUACAAGGUAUUGCAGCGCCAGACUUUCUAUCCUCAACAAACGACCUAGUUCACGUUGACUCAGAAACGCCUUACAUGCGGUGGACCUCUUAUAUCAACACGGAGUCGCUCAAAGUCUCACUGUACGCUCUGGUCCUCGUGGACGCCUAUGUUUUUCUACCGUCCAAUGCACGGCCCGUACUCUCGCCAAUGGAGUUUGCGUGGGAACUUCCCUUCCCAAGUGAUCUGUGGGAGGCCCAGAACUCCCAGGUAUGGCUUCAAAGAGUGGCUGAGCAUUUCGGGACACUGUCAGAGGACUACAUAUACAGUCCCCGCCGGAUUGCAACAGCCUCUCUUUCGAUAGCCACCCAACAGCUGAUGUCUGAAUCUCCAAGUCCAGAACUUCUCGCUGCUCUGGCCGCAUCGCCGUUCGCAACAUUUUGCCUGCUUGCAAAUAUAAAUACACUGAUAAGAGACUUCACUCGAUGCUACUACCAAAUGCCCCCGAGCCCAGCUGAUCCAUCCGCCUUCCAUAUCCUCACCCAGGCUCAAAACAAACAAGUCUACAGCGCCAUGAGAGCGAUUUCGAACAUCGCGAAGAACCAAGCAUGCACGAGCGAAAGCCCGCAUUUUCUGCUGUGGAGGGCUAUUGAGAAUCUCUAUUGUUUUGUCAAAAUCAGCCUCUGCCGACCGGACCCCCUGCUUAUCGGCGGGAUUGUGGACAACAGCGUCGUUGCGGGACUGGCGACCUCUACUCAUCUCACGCUCGGGAACUACGUCGCUGUUCGGCGAUCGGCACCAUUACUCCAACCGCAUCUGUGGGGUGAUGAAGGCAUUCUGGCUCUGCUGGCUGACCUUGUCGGUGCGCUGUCCAAGAUAGUCGGCGAGGGAGAAGGCCGAUGCCGUGAACCGCCCUGGGCGACGGCAAGCAGCUAUGGGAUCCUGCUGUGCAUGUGGGCGGCUCUGAGGCGUGCGAGUAAGGAUAUCCGGAACCACAUAGAUACUUUCAACGAGCUUCCUAGGACGUGCGAGUCGUCCAUGCUGAUUUUCAACACGCUUGUUGAGGCCGUGGUGGUGAGUGCUGGGGGAGAGCGAGAUCCGCGGAUCUGGUCUGCGGAUCGCGAUAGCUUUGUUGGUCUGCUUGAGCAGGGGGAGGGACUAUACUUGUCUCUGAUGCAGAGGGUGUGCAGGGACAGGUCUGUUUGGGGUCUUGGGCCGUCCAUGGUAGCCGUCAUAGAGGAGGUUCUGGCUGCUCCCGCGAGCACACUAGCGUGAUUCAAACAAUGUCA
Molecule: messenger RNA, 2509 nt
Organism: Aspergillus versicolor CBS 583.65
Lineage: Eukaryota; Fungi; Ascomycota; Eurotiomycetes; Eurotiales; Aspergillaceae
Exons: 7
Coding region: 492-2495 (667 amino acids)
Biological process (GO): regulation of transcription by RNA polymerase II; DNA-templated transcription
Cellular component (GO): chromatin
Molecular function (GO): DNA-binding transcription factor activity, RNA polymerase II-specific; zinc ion binding; RNA polymerase II cis-regulatory region sequence-specific DNA binding
Source: RefSeq, a predicted model, not a curated record